AUGUCGUCAAAAACGGUCAAUAUCGAUUCGCCGGGGCAGUUCAGCGAGCUUCUGAAGUCCUCGAAGAUUGUGGUGGCAGAUUUCUACGCCGACUGGUGCGGGCCAUGCAAACAAGUCGCGCCCGUCUUCGAGCAGCUCUCCUACACCCUCUCGCGUCCGAAUCUCGUGACGUUCGUCAAGGUCAAUACCGACAAGCAGAAGGACAUUGCCCAGGCAUAUCGGGUCACCGCGCUACCGACGUUCAUCGUUUUUGCUAAUGGCAAGGUCAUCGAGCGUGUUCAGGGCGCAGACCCACUCAAGCUGCAGCAAGUAGUCAGGAAGCUCAAUGACAGGGUGGACUCUAUCGGUAGUGGCGGCGGUGAAGGGAGCAGCAGUGGAAGCGGCGGCGAGCGCUGGCUAGGCGCCGAGCUGCCGCGCGGCUAUCAGGAUAUUACGGGUGAGAUUGAGCUCCCACGGUGCGAACUGCUGAAUGUCGAUGGGGACACUGGCAGCGUGCGGGUGCUCUUCAGCGAAAAGAAGCCGAGCGCGCUGUCGGGGAGCAAGAGCCCCAACAAGGACUGGGUUGAGAGCGAUACCGAUGAGCAGAUGUUGCUCUUUAUGCCAUUCCAGUCUAUGCUGAAGCUGCACACCCUGCAGCUCACAUCCCUACCCCCACGCUCCGAAAACAGUGACGACGACGACGAAGACGAGGUGCCAAUGCGGCCACGGACCAUUAAGCUGUUCACCAACAAGCCACAUAACCUUGGGUUCGAAGAGGCAGAGGAUUUGAGUCCCACACAAGAAAUCACGCUCACGGAGAAGGACUGGAACGCAGACGGCACCGCUAACAUCCCGUUACGGUUCGUCAAGUUCCAGAACAUUACCAGCUUGGUGGUGUUCAUUAAGGACGGGGACGGGGAGGGCGAGAAGACGAGGUUGGAUCGGGUGCGGCUGAUUGGCGAGGCUGGUGAGAAGCGGGAGAUGGGCAAGCUGGAGAAGAUUGGCGAUGAGCCGGGCGAAUAA
This is a messenger RNA of Thermochaetoides thermophila DSM 1495, 1002 nucleotides long. RefSeq names its product putative thioredoxin protein. The coding region runs from base 1 to 1002 and encodes 333 amino acids. The transcript has 3 exons. The record is from RefSeq and is a predicted model, not a curated record. Lineage: Eukaryota; Fungi; Ascomycota; Sordariomycetes; Sordariales; Chaetomiaceae.